Molecule: messenger RNA, 1524 nt
Organism: Manis pentadactyla (Chinese pangolin)
Lineage: Eukaryota; Metazoa; Chordata; Mammalia; Pholidota; Manidae
Gene: GRAP2
Product: GRB2 related adaptor protein 2
Exons: 9
Coding region: 299-1363 (354 amino acids)
Molecular function (GO): protein binding
Source: RefSeq, a predicted model, not a curated record
UUGGAGGAGGGAGUAAGAGGUAGGGGAGGAGAAGGCACUAUUAAUGGUUCUGUGAGCUUGUACCCUAGUUUAAUGUGGCGCCGGGAAGACAGCACAAGGUGGAUCUGUACUCCGAAAUGCAGCAAUUUUGAUGUUUGAGUUUGUCUUCCUUCUUGCAAGAGAGGAUUCUAAUAACUCGGUGUCAAAGCCAAAAUACAGACUCAGCCUCUUCUCUUCUAAAAGAACCCGCUGCGGCCAUCAGUUACCUGUCAUCAGGGACAGCUCUCUGGCCGCUCUGCAGAAGUGAAGCAGCCAGAGGAUGAAUUGCAGUGUGGGGACACCUGCUCAGGGAGAUGGGGGACGCCCUGACAGGCUCCUUCACAAGCCACUUCCUGUCUUCUCCAAGACGGGCAUCACGGCUUCACGUUGCGACAUGGAAGCCAUUGCCAAGUUUGAUUUCACCGCCUCAGGUGAGGACGAACUGAGCUUUCACACUGGAGAUGUUCUGAAGAUCUUAAGUAUCCAAGAGGAGUGGUUCAAGGCGGAGCUUGGGAGCCAAGAGGGGUACGUGCCCCAGAAUUUUAUAGACAUCCAAUUUCCUGAAUGGUUUCAUGAAGGCCUCUCAAGACACCAGGCAGAGAACUUACUCAUGGGGAAGGAGGUUGGUUUCUUCAUCAUCCGGGCCAGCCAGAGCUCCCCAGGGGACUUCUCCAUCUCCGUCAGGCAUGAGGAUGAUGUUCAGCACUUCAAGGUCAUGAGAGACAACAAGGGUAAUUAUUUCCUAUGGACAGAGAAGUUUCCAUCCCUAAAUAUGUUGGUGGACUACUACAGGACGACUUCCAUCUCCAAACAGAAGCAGAUCUUCCUGAGGGAUAGAACCCAAGACAAUCAGGGUCGCCGGGGCAACAGCCUGGACCGGAGGCCCCAGGGAGGCCCACACCUCAGCGGGGCAAUGGGAGAAGAAAUCCGGCCUUCGAUGAACCGCAAACUGUCGGACCAGCCGCCCCCCCAGUCCUCGCAGUACCCACCGGCAGCACCGCCACCACAGCAGCGGUACCUGCAGCACCACCACUUCCAUCAGGAACGCCGCGGAGGCAGCCUGGACAUAAACGACGGGCACUGUGGCAUGGGCGUGGGCAGCGAAAUGAACGCCGCCCUCAUGCACCGGCGACACACAGACCCAGUGCAGCUCCAAGCGGCCGGGCGAGUGAGGUGGGCCCGGGCGCUGUAUGACUUUGAGGCCCUUGAGGAUGAUGAACUGGGAUUCCACUGCGGAGAGGUGGUGGAGGUCCUGGACAGCUCCAACCCAUCCUGGUGGACUGGCCGCCUGCACAACAAACUAGGCCUUUUCCCUGCCAACUAUGUGGCACCAAUGAUCCGAUGAGGCCCUUUGGGAAGAGUGUGAAGCUUUUGACUGGAGCUGCCUGCAAGAGGGGACAAGGAAGAGAAGCUGGAAUUACACAUACAUACAUAUGUGUGUGUAUCUAUACACACACACACACACACAUAUAUAUGCCUUUGUACACACACAGUUUAUAAUAGUAA